AUGGAGAAUGAUAUCAACUGUGAGUCAUCAUCCUCUGCCUUUACUCUUCAGAGUUCUUCAGAGACAAUUUUUUCUAUUCAGCUGUUAGAUUUCAAAACAAGUUUACUGGAAGCAUUAGAAGAAUUGCGUAUGAGAAGGGAAGCAGAAACCCACUAUGAAGAACAGAUUGGUAAAAUUAUUGUGGAAACGCAAGAACUUAAAUGGCAAAAUGAAACUCUUCAGAAUCAAAAGGAAGCAUUAGUAAAGCAACACAAAGAGGCAACAGAAGUUUUGAAAAAGCAGUUGCAAAUGAAGAUGUGUGCCUUGGAGGAAGAAAAGGGAAAAUACCAGCUUGCUACAGAAAUAAAAGAAAAAGAAAUAGAAGGAUUGAAGGAAACAUUAAAAGAGUUACAGGUUUCUAAAUAUUCUUUGCAGAAGAAAGUAAGUGAGAUGGAACAAAAGGUUCAGUUCCAUCUUCUGGCUAAGGAAGAUUAUCAGAAGCAGGUAAAUGAGAUUGAGAAAUACUAUGCUGUGGUAACACAUCAAUUUGGAUUGGUGAAAGAGAAUCAUACAAAGUUAGAACAAAAUGUACAAGAAGCAAUACAAUUAAACAACAGACUUUCAGCUUUAAAUAAGAAGCAAGAAUCUGAAAUAUGCAGUUUAAAAAAGGAAUGGUGACAGCUCCAUUUCUGCUAGUGUGUAUCCUGUCCACUCCUUUGGAAAUAAAUCAUCAAACCAUGCUAACUCAUGAAUGCCAUGUUUGCUUAGCCUGUUAAUGCUUUAGAUCUAAAGUGUCCUGCAAAAACCUUGUGUAUUCAGAGGAAGGAUGUUUUGAAGGUGCCUGCAUUGUGGGGAACUGUGCUCAUGAUGGAUUCGUCUCUUGAUGAGUUCAUAGCUGAAUAUGCUGUUUGGAGGUAGGGCCUGACCAGAAGAGCUGGCUUCCUGGGGUGUGACUGGAAGGCUAUGUUCUUGUCCCUGGCUGCUCUCUUCACUCUCUGCCUGGCUGCCACAGAUUGAGCAGCUUUUCUCUCCCAUGCAUUUCUACAUGCUGUAUCUGUGUUGGAGCCAACCAACCAUGGGCUGAACCCUCUCAGACUAUGAGACAAAAGAAAACUGUCUAUCUCUAAGUUGUAGCUAUCCGGCAUUUGUCCCAGGAAUGGAAAAGUAACUAGUAAAAGGCUGUAAUAUUAAUAAGGCCAAGGUUAUGAAGUUAAUUACUGUCUAGGUUACUUGACUUAAGACGGAAAAUUGUGUUUCAGAAAUGUAAGAUUUACCCCGUUAUGGUUUAAAGCUAAAAUAUCCCCCAGAAGUCUGGUGUUCAGAGAUGAGGCUUUUGGAAGAGAGUGGAUCACGGAGGCACUGUAUUCAUCAGUGACCCAUUGAAAAGUUCACAAUUGUUAGAGUUGGACCAUGGCUAGAGGAAGUGGGCCAUGGGGUGUGGCCCAGGAGGCAUGUAGGCUUAUCCUUGGCUCUUCCUUUUUCUCUCAGCUUCCUAGCUGACGUGGGCUGGGAAUCUUUCCUACACCAGAUCCUUCCACUGUGUGUUUCUUUCUUGAAGCCAGCCAGCCUAGACCAAACACUUUGAAACUGUGAGCCAAAAUAAACUUUCUUCCUUUAAGUUGUGGUUGUUGGAUAUUUUGUCCCUGUGAUGGGAAAGCGACCAAUGAGAGGCUGGGGAUUUAGCUCA
Messenger RNA from Cavia porcellus (domestic guinea pig), 1666 nucleotides. RefSeq names its product coiled-coil domain containing 73 (gene Ccdc73). The transcript is spliced from 9 exons. Lineage: Eukaryota; Metazoa; Chordata; Mammalia; Rodentia; Caviidae. Bases 1 to 657 code for a protein of 218 amino acids. The record is from RefSeq and is a predicted model, not a curated record.